This is a messenger RNA of Closterium sp. Naga37s-1, 7182 nucleotides long. NCBI's taxonomy places the organism in Eukaryota, Viridiplantae, Streptophyta, Zygnematophyceae, Desmidiales, Closteriaceae. The record is from the annotation of a GenBank genome assembly.
AUGGAGCUUCCGCCGGGUUCUAGAAGCGAGGUGAAGAUUACGGUGGGAGGAGUGGAGCUGGGAAUGGAAGACGACACGUGGUCGUACCUGCGUGACGCUAUAGGGAGUGAUAUUAUAGUGAAGCCAGGGGGAACAGAGGAGGUCUUAGUGAUAGAGGCGGUUCACGGAGAUGUGGGGAGGCUGUCGCUAAGUAUUUUUCUUAAAGUCGAGGCGCACGCGGAUUGCGACUGCGAGUACCUGCUUCUGCCGAUCGACCUGACGACGUCGCCAGGUGGCGUCGUCUCAAUGGCGGAUGAGAUCGACUUCGGCACGCUGACGUCAGCGCGGGACACGGUGAUCCGCCACGUGGAAUUGGGGAACGUGGGCAGCACCAUGGCGGCCGUAGACGACGUCCGUCUCGCGGUCAGAGACGAACAUUUGCAAGCUGCCCGUUUCCGCAAAGGACAGCAGCUGCCCCCCGGGAAGGUUGUGCAAGUUGCAGAGCUGAAAUACGCAGGCUAUAGCUUGUCGGCCGGUUUAAACGGGAAAGCAGGAGGGGGAGGGGGAGGGGGAGGGGGGGGAGAGGUAGGACCGGAAAUUGAGGGUUUUACACGUAGGGGACGUGUAGUGGUGCAGACGGCGCAGUCAAGUCCGUCGCUUGUAGAGGUGCCGUUUAAAGCGCGGAUAGUCAUUGGUAGCGUGACAGUGGAGCCUGUCGAAAACACCGUCUUUUUUUUCGCAGCAGCACCGGGGAAAGAGAAGCAGCAGGAGGGAGAAUUGUCUGGGCAGCCCUGGGGAGAAAACAUUGGGUUUGUUCGAUCUGCGGUGACCAAGGAGCUGGUCCUGCGAAAUAAGUUUUCCUGCCCGGUGCUCGUAUACGAUGCGUUCUUCUCGCACGACUGCAUUCAGGCCAAGGAUUUCCCGUCCUCUCUGCUCCCCCCUGGCGGCUCCAGCAAACCGUUUCUUUUGCAGCUGAAUCCGGAGAAAUUGCCGCUGUCGCUCACUAUAGUGAACUUCACUAUAGCGACGAAUGUGAGUGAUAUGGUUGUGCCUUUGCACGUGCUGCCUGGGCUAUUGGAUUUGGACGUUCCGUUGACAGCAGGAGCAGCAGCAUCAGCAGCAGCAGGAGGAGGAGCAGCAGUUGCAGCAGCAGCCGCAGAUAGCAGCAUGAGUGCUUCCCGCUCUCCCCCCUCCCCCCGCUCUAGUACCCAGGAUGGGGCGAUAAUGGGGGGUGUUGGCACAAGGUUAUUGGGUGAGGAGGAAGAGGAAGAGGAAGAGGAAGAGGAAGAGGAAGAGGAAGAGGAGGCGGGGUUUCGCGUUGGGGGAGACGCAGGCACGCAUUCUGAUGGUCGGUACGAGGGUGAGGAGGAACAACAGCAGCAGCAGGGGGAGCAGCUGCAGGGAAACAGUCGCGGGGUUUUGGACUUCGGCUUGAUUCUCCCCGGUUCAAGACGAAACAUAUCGUUUCGCCUGGCCAAUCCGGGCCCGUUUCCGGUCGCCAUCAUGUCCGCGUCGUGCUCCUCCCUCCACGUCACUGUCCACGUCAGCGACGUUAUCCACAUGGAGGAGAGGGAGGCAGAGCGCGCCCCUGUGCCUGUGGCCAUGUCAUCUGCUCUCCCAUCCUCUCAGCAUCAAGUGUUCCACCUCCCGAUUAGGGUUUCCGCUGAUCUUAAGGCUUCUGUGCUGGGGCCAUCUAAUGGAACGGAGUUGGGCGAUCUUGUGUUUUCCAUGCCGUUGCGGGAAACCUUCGUGACUGCAAGCGGAUGUGCUUCUAACGGGAGCGAGAGCUGGGGGCGAAUGCUAGAGAGACUGCAGGACGGCGGGAGGGGAAGUGCAGGCGGUGAUAAUAGCGAGGGGAGGGACCCGUGGGGUGAAGAUGUGACUAUAGAGGAACGGGAAACGGCACAGGGGAGGCUGGACGAGUGGACGCGCGUGGUCCGUGCAGGCGAGAAUGUGAUUGUAUCGACUUUAGUUCUUGAAACGGAAGUGAUGGAAUCGGAGGCUGUGGAGGUGAAAGGGGUACUGGCGAAGCCUCGAGUGGUGUCAGAAGCUUCGUCAGGUUUGCAGUACGGUCGGGUGCAGGUGGGAACAGCAGCAGGGGAGAUGGUUUUGGUGCAGAAUCCGAGUGAUUACCCUGUGCGCGUGCGCCUGGUGAUGGCCGCAGCUGGUAUCCUCCCCUGGACCCUCAACUUAGCCUCUCACUUGAGCGUUCCCUGGCUGGGUUUUGGAGCACCUUGGCUUGGGUUGGGUGUAACGAAGGAGAGAGAGGAGGGUGGGGCGGGUUUUACCUUGGCGCCGGAUGCAGUGACGGAUUUGAUUCUGCCGCCCGGGUGGGAGGGGCGGCUGGGGCCGGUGGUUUUCCGGCCGGAUGCUGCUGGGUGUGUGUAUAACGGAUCAGUCUAUGUGCGGAAUAAUCUGACGUUGUUGGAAGAGGUGAGGAUGGUGGGGGAAGGGGGGUCGGGGGUGCUGCAUGUGAUUGGGAGCAGAGGGCCGGAAAUGCUGCUGAUGGUGAAUGUGACUGAAGAGCAUGUGCUUGUAAAGGAGCGGCGGGGGAGGAGGCUGGUGGGAGCGGCAGGGGGGGCCUAUCCGAGGUUUUAUGUGACUGAAGUGGAGAGCAGCGUAGGGAGGGUGAAAUGGCCGGUAGUGGCCGAGCGGAAGUUCAAGCUGGUUAACCGGGGCGAUUUACCCUUGAAAAUCUUGAGUAUGAGCCUGCGCGCGAGCAAGAGCAAGGUCGUGUGUUCCCUCCGUGGAUUCUCCAUCCAUCCAUGCGAGCCCUUCACUCUCGCCCCUGGCCAAUCCACGCCUCUGCUCCUCUCUUUUACACCGGAUCUCACCUCGACUAUAGUUCGUGCCGUCCUCCAUAUAGAGUCAUCCGCUGGUGCGCACGAGCUGCCAAUCCGAGGGUACAUUCCGAGGAACCUUGCAGUGAUUGCUAUAGACGCGGAGCCGAGGCAUCCUAUGGAUUCAGUCAUGAAAGCUGUGGUGGCUUCGAUGCUAGUAGCCAUGUUUGGGCUGCUGGUGCGGGCGGCUGUGUCUCAGCUUACGCUGUUCCCCUCCCCGUGGUUCCCCGGGUUCUCUGCUGCUGCGGCGGCAGCGCUGACUAGGAGACUGCAGAAGAAGCAGAAUGCGCUGCUGCUGGCGAAUCAGCUUCAUGGCUCCGCUGCUGGCGGGGGAGGGGGAGGGGCGUCGGGCGGAGGGGGAGGCGCAGGGGGAGCGGGAGGUGUGGGGUUGGUUGGGGGAGUGGGGGUUGGCGGGGUGGGAGGCGGGAGUUUUCCAGCAGAUGCGGAGACGCGAGCGCGAGUGGUCAGGGUUCGAGUCUCGGUGGCGCCGAUUUCUGCAGGGAGAGGGCAGGGAGGAGAAGCGGGUGGAGGGGUGAGUGGCGUUGUGGGGAUGCCUGUUGGGAAGGGGCAUGACGGCCCUAUGGGGGAUUCUGGGGCGUCCUGGGUGGUAACCCGAGUGGAGAAGGUUACAGAUGGGGCGGAUGGGGAGGAUGAUGGCGUUACUGAUGCUGAGAUUGGGCUUGGACUAGAAACGGUGCUGGCAGUGCGGAAGCAGCAUAUGGAGCAACAGCAGCAGCAGGAGCAGCAGCAGCAGCAAAAGCAGCAUGUGGGUUUACCAAGUCAGCAGGCGUCAAGGCUGGUGCUGAAUGCUCCCCAGGCAGUGGAGCAAGGGAAGAAACAUACGGGCCAGAAGCCCGAGUCUGCAGCAGGUCAGAUGGCAUCCCAGCAACAGCCGGAGCAGCAGCAGCAGCAGGUGGGUGUUGAUCGUGGGGCAGGGAAGAGUGCGAUGCUGGUUGCAGGAGAGGCAACUGUGACAGCGGUGGCAGGUGCAGCUGGUAAAGCAGCACGGAAGAGCGCAGACUUAGGAACAGCAGGGGCGACUUUUGAGGCGCCUCAAAAGUCGGUGGCAGUGGCAGCUGGUCAGGCAGCACGGAAGAGCGCAGACUUAGGAACAGCAGGGGCGUUUGCGCCUGCAGCAGGUUCAACUGGGGGAGGCGUAGCUGUUGCAGGUGGAGUGGGAGGGGAGUCAUUUGGGACCGGGUUACCCGAUGCGGCUCGAGUGUUUGUGAAAUCCGCUUCUGUUCCUUCAGGUAGGGGUAAGAGCAGCCAAAAAGAGGCUGAUGCUGUUGCUGCUAGUGGUGGCGCUGCUGGAACUGACAAUCUGGCUGCUGCUGCUCCUGCUGUGAUGGAAGGGGGUACUGGGGGCGAUAAGGCUGGGAAGGAGGGAAGUGGGGCGACUUGGAACCCCAGUGCGUGUAGCAAGGGGGGUGGUGGUAAAGGGGGGAAGGAGGGGGUUGGUAAAGGGGAGGAGAAGAAGCAGCGUGGGAAGAAGGGGAAGGAGGAGAAGAUGAGAGAAAGGGAGUUGGAGAAGGAGAAGGAGAAGGAGAAGGGGAAGGAGAAGGAGAAGGAGAAGGAGCGGGAGAAGGAAAGGGAGAAGAAACAGGCGGAGAUGGAGGCUCAUUGUGAGAAGGAAUCAGGUAAGUCAAAGGAGAACGAGCAGGGACGCAAGGAGGAGGAGAGUGAGAAGGAGAAGGGAAAGAAGACUCAGAAGGAGGAAGGAAAGAAGGGGAAACUCAAGGAGAAGGAGAAGGCUGCAGAGACUGAAGAGGUGAAGGAGAAGGGAUCGAAAGGCAGUACAGAGGCGGCCAGAGAGAAUAAGGGAGAGCAUGGGAAGGAGGAGAAGAAUCAGGAGGGUGGGAAGGAGGAGAAGAAGGUGGGAGUGGUUGAGAAGCAAGGGGUGGGGGAGAAGCUAGGGGCGGUUGACAGGAAGGUUGCAGAGGAGAAGCAAGGUGCUGUGGAGACGGGGAAGAAGAAGAAGAAGGGCCAGGCAGCAGCACGGGAGCCGUCACCUGCUCCUAGUGCCCCUGCUGCUGCUGGUUCUCCUCCUGCGAGCACUGCUGCUGCUGCUGCUGCUGCUGCUGCUGCUUCUGUGGUCGCAGCAGAAAAACCUGCUGGGGCUGACAAGAAGAAGGGUGCAGAGCUCGGUAAGUUUUCCGGUAGUGAGGAUUCGACCAGGACUGGAGGGAAGCAGGCAGGAGAAGGGAAGGGAAGGAAGGAAGGGAAGGAGAGAGGCAAGGAUCAGCCGAAGCUGGUCCCUGUGUCGGCCGUUGCUGUGUCUGGAUCUCUGGUGGUUCGCUCUCCUGUAGAGAGUCCCACAAAGGAGGGUGGUGGUGGGAAGAAGCAGGGGCCUGGAGAGAAGGAGAGGGAAGGAGGCGGAGGGAAGUUGAAAGAAGUGUCAGGAAUUCUCACCACUUCCCACCACCAGGGAAUCAGGGAAUCUGCUGUGGUCUCUCCUCCUUGUGCUCCCAGACAGCCCUCUCCGGCCCCAUCAGCUGGUCAAAGCACUGGUAGCAGUAGCAAAAGAGAUGCCGCAGGUGCUGGGAUCAGUGCUGCUUCGGCAAACGAUCUUGCUCUAGCUGGUGUGAAGCCUGUGGCUAUUGGGAAGACUGCUGCUCGGGCACUGCUUCAGCAGCAGCAGAAGGAGAAGGAGCAGCAGGCAACGCAGCAGAAGCUUCAGCAGCAGCAGCAGCAGCAGCAGCAGCAGCAGCAGCAGAAGCUUGUGGGCCGUGGGUCUGUAGCAGCAGCUGGUGCAGCUGGCAUGAGGGUUACCCCAGAGAAAGCAGGUUUGGCUGUUGGACGGGGCAAGUCGGCUGCUUCUGGUGGUUCAGCUGGCUCGGCUGGAUUACCUUCUGGCAGGCAAGUUGCUCGUUCCUUCUCCCGCUCCCCACCACCACCGGACCCCUUUUCUCCUCCUGCAGAAGCAGCAGCAGCGGCAGCAGUGCCACCAGCAGCACGGUCAACAGCAGUUGGCGAAGGCGUUGUGCACAGCUGGCACGUUCAGAUAUCUGCUUCCUUCUCUUCACCUCUGCCUGCAGGACUAGGGGGGAUAGGAGGUGGGGGAGGAGGGGGAGGAGGCGGAGGAGGAGGAGCGAGCAGGAUGGCAUCUAUUCCCAAGACCCCUUCCUUUGUCAACACCUGUUCCGACCCUAUCCUGGUGCAUCGGCGCCUUCCCCCCUCCUCCACCCCUGUCGCCAUCGGCAGCGGCAGCAGCACCAGUAGUGGUGGCGGCGGUGGCAGCGGUGCUGGUUCUGCCGCUGCAGACUCCUGGAAGGUUCCAGGGUUGCUGAGCCCGGGCAGCCGAGUGGGGAGUUUUCUUGGUGGGGGGAGUAGCAGUGGGGGGAGCGGUGGCAGCAGGGGGGAGCUAGCAGCUGCUGCGGAUCUGGCAGUGGGCUCGUUUGCCAGGAGUGGUAGCAGGGAGGAUGGGUUGCCCGGAGCUGUGGCGUUUGGUGGCAGUCCUGCUGCUGCUGCUGCUUGUGCUGGUGGUGGUGGAGGCACGGGGGUUGCUGCAGCUUCAAGGGGUGGGGUGCGGUUGGAAGGUUCUUCAGGUGGUGGGCUGGCAGGAGCAGGUGAUGACGAAGCAGCUGUGUACGAUCUGUGGGGUAACCAUUUCGACCACCUUGCAUCGUUUGGGACAUCCCCACACCCAACAGGCAUCUCCCACCCAUCAAGCCUCUUCUUUUCAGACCGAGGCUUUCUGACCGCAUCUCCUCCUCCACCCACCACCUCCUCUGUACCCCACUCCUCGGGAAUCCUCGGGCCUUCACUCCUCCACGGCUCGCCCUCCUCUCCUCGCUCCCCGCGCGUGAUUGCACCACCUGCCAGAACCAGGGAUGCUCUGUCCCCUCCUCGUGACCAGUAUCUUUUCUCCUCUACCAUCUCUGGAACUCCUGAGGCUGACGGCCUUCCCCGUCGCCCCUCCACUGAGCUCUUCUCUUCUCCUUUUGGGGGGUUUUCUCUCUUUCCUACUACUUCACUGUCUGCUUCUUCGCCGGGGGAUGCUGUUCUAGGCCCCCCUUCCAGGUCUGCUUCUCCAGCUCCCUAUGGAUACCCGGAUAGAGGGGGUGGGUUGGGAGCAGGAGGUGUGGGGUCGGGAGGCGAAGGUGCGGUUACCACUGGUGGAUUGUUUGGAGCUUCAGGGGAUGCAAGCCUGCAGGGUCCUGUGAGCUCCCCGUUUGGGUUCGGGGUUUCAGGAAUCGACAUGGAGGCGUACUUGAAUUGUGGGGUUGCAGCGGAUGCUGUCAGCCCUGCGUUUAUGAGGACUUCAGAUGUGGAGUCGUUUUGGUCGCAUGGGGCUCCAGAGCAAGCGCUCCAUGGACACAUUUCAUCAAGCGGAGAGAGUGAUGACACAAGCGCACAGCCAUGA